AUGUUCCAACAAACGGAAGUCGCAGCAGAAGCGCUGCCUCCAGAUGUUGAAACUGAGGGAGGCACUGCUCCUCCCAACGAUAUCCUCCGCAAAGCGUCGGAGCAUGCCAAUGUUGUAUAUGCGUUAACCAAGUCGAACCACGAAACGUUUGAAUGCCUGAAAGUAUUCUGCGAGAAAUACAACGAGAAACAGACCUUCAUUCACUCCCACUGGAAACACAAAGUUUACAAGCAUGUUGUCGAGCAGGCCGGGGUGUAUGUCGGUACAAUUGACACAAGCAUCAGGGUGGCCGAAAGAGGCAUGUCAAUUUCGAGGGGAGCAAAAGAAGCCCUCGACGACAAGACGGUUACUCCUGAGUUGCUUGUUGAGCCGAUGCUGGAGCAGACGGGAGAGGCGUUGGAAGAUAUCAAAGACAUCUCCAAUCGUUUUCGAAGUAUCCGCAUCGCCCUGUUUGAGGAGAUGCAGAGGAUCCAUCCCAGUGCACCCCAAGUGGACGCUUACCCACCGAGUACUGAUUUGGUGAGACGACAGAGAGUCGAUCUUAAUGAGUUACGUCGAAUGGAUGAAAAGGACCUUUUGAAACUUACGGUGCUGGUACUGGACCAGUUCGUUUCCAUUGUCGGAGAAUUCGUGGACUGGUGGAGUAGCCUAAAGGUUGAUGUGGAUCGUCUGACCGGCUCUAUACGGUUCAUUCGAAAGAACCCAGAUAUCAGCACACAGGUAUACAAGCAAUGGGAGAAUAUGGAGCAACAAUACAAGAUUUACCGAUCCGAGAUCAUGACACAGCAAGACUACUAUAAUCGUACUUUGAAGCACUUGAUGCCUAAAUCAUUCUUCCGCCGCGUUGCUCGUCGAUUGGGUUUGAGCGAAUAA
Pleurotus ostreatus (oyster mushroom) is the source of this 873-nucleotide messenger RNA. RefSeq lists its product as uncharacterized. Bases 1 to 873 code for a protein of 290 amino acids. The record is from RefSeq and is a predicted model, not a curated record. The transcript is spliced from 5 exons. Lineage: Eukaryota; Fungi; Basidiomycota; Agaricomycetes; Agaricales; Pleurotaceae.